Spirodela intermedia is the source of this 10339-nucleotide messenger RNA. The record is from the annotation of a GenBank genome assembly. NCBI's taxonomy places the organism in Eukaryota, Viridiplantae, Streptophyta, Magnoliopsida, Alismatales, Araceae.
AUGGGUUCCUCCGGCCGGCAGCGGGAUGGGCCUCAAAGCCCUAACUUCCAGGCGGACAACAAAGGUGGCAAUCGUUCGGGUUCCGCCUUUUACGACGUGUACGGGCCGGAGGUAGCUCUCCUAUCUCUCUCUCUUGCGUCCCCUAACCUCCAACCUCGACAGAUUAACAUAUCUCCUAUGCUUCUGCUCGGUGUGUGCGUUAGUUUUUGGGUGGUAUCUUCUGUGCCGUGUGGCGGUACUAAUGGCCUACAAGGGACUGGCCGAAGAGGCACUAACCCAUGUUCUUAGAAGUGACGUAUUGACCGAAAAUUUAUACUUCCGUAUAUGAUUACCCGGUCAGUGUUCUAAAUCAUGUCAUUCAUAGAGAACAGUGGAGACGUACCAGUGAAGGCCUCAACAUAGCCAAGGAUAAAGAGAAUUUCGAUUGCAUCAAAUGCACAUCCGCUCAGUAGUAAUUAUCUCUGUUCCGGCUCAAUAUCGUCUCGUCUGCGUAUAACUAUGUUCAAAAUUCAACUUUCUCUGUUUCAAGGAUUUGGCUUUCGAGUCAGUAGUCGACUAAUCAUCCCCUUUUCUCAACUCAGGGAAUAAGAUAUAGAGGAAAAAAUCCUGGUAGUCGGUCCCAGGCAAUAAACUUCUGCUGAUAAACAGUGUUCUGAUAUUUUCUUGGCAAUCUAUGCCAAUUGUUCUCGAUUACAAGGUGGAUAUUUUCUUGCCUCAUUCCUAUAAAUUCUAGGUGGUGAACGCCAAUUCUAAGCAUACAAACAUUGCUUCUGGGUUUGUUAAAACAUACUGUGGGUUCAUCGAUAUUUACUUUCAAUAUUACGUCUGAAAAAGCUCACAAAGGCAAAACAUAUCCAUAUGUGACGAAUGCCUCUUCGAUAUCUAACAAUAUUUUUUUUAUCAAACUAAAUCUUAUAAGGAAGUAAUUGCAUGUAAAUCUUCUUAGCACAAUUUUUUUCCGCAGCUCAUAAUACGUUGUAUGCAUUAUAUUGCACUCCAGGAACUCUUGACCAAAUAACAUCCUUCUUGGUAUCCUGUACAUUGUGCCUUACUGAUCCUGGAUCCUCUGUGGGUCUUUUUUCUUAAUCCAUCGCUCACUGACUGAAAGCCAUUAUUGUCUGCAAAAACCCUCACAUUCUCCUCUUUUCAGCUGUGAUUUUCUAUUGUCCGCGCCUUCCCAAAAAUCCCUAAAGCCUGUUGGGAGAAGAAGUUGGCUUCUUAUUUUCUAGUGGCAGAAGCUGUAGCUACCACAACUACUGCUUAUUAAUUGUGUUUUCUUGUUACGAAAUGUUGUCGGAUGUUGACUUUUAUUUUAUCUCUAAGUUGUGUUUUCUGCUUAAAAUUUGAAAAAUGUAUGUUUUUAUUUUUUUGCUAUGUCUCUUGAAGGGAAAAGCAGCCGUUCUUUUCAAUUCUCCAGUAUCAAAUUCAACGUUAAAUAUCCAGGUAAAUUUUUUGAAACCGCCAAUACGAGGGAUCUUUUAUUUUUGUUUAUGGACCGCUGUACCAUCCACCUUCUGAGUAAAACCACGCCAAUAAUACCUUUAUUGUUCUAAGUAUCAUUAAAUAUUAUGUUCUCUGUUGUGAACAGGACAUCCAGCAGCUCGUCACAUGGGUCCUUGGAGAAGGUGUAAUGCCAACUUGGAUUUUUAUCAAAGUAUGAAGGCUUUGAUCUUAUUUUUAUUACAAUUGAUGUGCAAUCCUGAAUUUACUCAUCUUACUGAACUCUGGAGUGAAUCUGUGACACAGCGGAAGUCAGGGAGGAAAGUGUAACUUGAAUCCACAAGGGGCAAACUCCAGAACUUGUGAAUCAAUGAAGAUUGAUAGAGUUGAUCCUCGUGUUCACAAGGAUUGAAAAACAAGGCCCUUGAAUGCACAAGGGUUGAUCCUUGAAUCUACAAGGAUCAGAAAAGAAAUCGGGUCCAUUGAAUUACAAGGGUUUUCUUGAAUCUUCAAGCAGAAAGAUUGGCAAAUACUUUUUCUGUGUUGGAGAAAAACCAUCUCGAUCUAAAAUGUGUGCCUCCUUAAACAUGUAAAAAGUAGUCGUAGAUCCACUACACAAUAGGAUCUGAUAAAAUACUCUCUAGCAGUUAAACUUUUCUGGAUAAUAGCAGACAGUUACUAGGCUUAAGAAAAGAAAACGAGUUUGGGCCUUAUCGGCCGAUUAAACAAUAUUAUUGGGCUCUUCCUCCGUUUACUUAUUAGAGCCUUUUGGACUGCACUCUUCUUUUUCCUCCAAAUCUAAUCUGCAUCAGCUUGAACAUCAGCGAGCUCUACUUUUCUUUAAGGAAAAUAAGUUUUGGAGAUUUAAUGUAAAGUUUCCUUAAAGCCAAUCAUUUGCUGCUGACCAAAAAACUGUGCUUAUGGAAAAGCCCAUCGUACUCUCAUUUAGAACCUUUUGAUUCAACGCCCUUUUCUUGAAUAUUUCUUGCUACUAGACAAAAUUUUCAAACCAUGUUAUUGCCUCUCUCUCUCUAGCACUCACUCCCUCUACAGAUUAGAUAUCAAGCCAGGCUGUCUUGUAACAAAAAGGAUCAUAGCCAGAUGCCAAGAGAAACAUGUAAAUCCUUUCCUUGACAUUUUCGUAAGGAAUUGGUUUAUCUUCAUCAGUACCUUAUUAGAUCCGGAAGUCCAGAAUCUGAUAUAUUUGGACAAGAUAUCAUGUUUGAUAUUGUUUCCUUUUUUCUUUGGAAAAAUUAUUAUUCAACGUAUUCAGGGUUCUCUGUGAAGAGGGAAGUUUCAUUUUUCAUUAAAGUGCUGUUGGUAAUACAUAGAAGUGAUUAAAAAACCAUUCCCAUAUGAUUAUUGCUCCCUUUUUUUUGUAAUUGUAUGCAUAUUAAAAUACAUAUCCAUCCUAAAAGAAAAAUGCAUCUGCAGCCUUGACUAAUUAUGAUGAAAGAUAUGCAAGUUUAAGAUGAAUCAUAACUUCUUUCAAAAGCAUUUAACUCCAUUUAUUUUUCCACAAAGAUGGCAGAGUAGGCCCUCCUAUUUCUUCCUCACUUGAUUCCAUGCGGGAGUUAUGAGCAUCAUCCGCAAGUUAGACUCUGGCAAAAAUGUUUCAGAGAAUUUCUAUCAUUUUGACUGUUCGAAACAAGUAUAUUGUGGAAUUGUGAAUGCUUCGUGAAAAAUAAAAUUUGGAUCUCUUCAAAUGUAUGUUGGUGAGUACACUGGAUUCAAGAGUUUGUUGAUGCAGUAACAUGGCACAUUCCCUCUGUCCAAUGAUAUUUAUUGAUGGAAGGUUCUUUAAUCAAACUGUAGACAGCAUUUUGGAGAUAAACAAAAUAAUGUUUCAAAAUGAAUUCAACGGUUCAUGCCAUACAUCAGGAAGAUGGCCAUAUGUGCUGAUCAGUGAUCCCACGGAAUAGAGAUCAGUGACGUUCUCUACUCAACCACAUUGUCAAGUACCUAGGAUAGGAAAAUAUUGUGUUCCCUUUCCUGUCCUUAUUGGGAUGGUUGAAGAAGUUUCUGUAUUUUCUCUAUUUCAUUUCCGAAUUGUACUCUUUCUAUUUUUCUGUAGUUUAUUUUUUAACUUAAAAAAGAAAAAAACAAAAACAUAGUAAUUGUUCGAUCUGUUAGUCAUGUAGCAGGAUAUUAUGCCGCUGACAUUCCUCUGCAAUGAAUGAAUUCAUAGCCUGAAGAAUGUAUUUCCAGGAUUGGUGCAUAAUGACUCAAUCUACGUAGAAAUAAUGUACAAUUGCUUGCAUAUUGUGAUAAGUUUUCUGAAAGACGACAUAUGUUGAAAUCCUUCUGUUAGCCAUUUUCUAUGAAGAUUCUUGCAUCUCUUAGGAAGUGGCUUGAUUGUUGUAAAGAUAUAAAUAAAAUUUCCUAAGUUACCCGUAAAUUGUUCUCCAUGUCCAUUCUUUUGGACUGUUGUUUAUUUAUGAGGAAGAAAAGUUGAAGGGUGUUGCUUUUAAUUGAAGGAAUGGACAAUCCUUUCAAUGGGUCUGAACAUAUGUAUAUAUCUAUAUGAUUUAGGUAGAAUUUAUUUUUGAACUGAAUGUGGAACAUUAGUUUAUCUUUUUCUAACUUCUACUUGUUUGGCCUGCAGAACAAACCACUUAUAUCAAAAGUCAUACUACUCCAUGUCCCAGGCCUUGAUGCAGCCUUGUAUAUGUCACAGUCGAAACUCCUUUCUGGUCUCAAGAAAAUCUGUGGUAAUCCAAUGCCAGUUUUGGCUCUAAGGUCCGUUUUGUAUUUAUAUUUUUUUUAUUGAAUAAACUUCGUUUUCUGGUCAAUACCACUGGAUUAUUUUAUGAAUUGCAAUACAUCUAUGUGUGAAACCUACAUGAGACUUGAAGACUAGCUAGUGCCCACUUUUCUUGUCUUUACUCGUUUUCUUGAUAUGCGUUGUCUCAGUUGUGUGUCAGAUGGAAUGCAGACGGUAGACACGCUGCUAACCUGCAGAACAAAAAGAAAGCGUGACGCUGAUUCAGUUGUGAAACUUGAUGAAGACCCUGAGAAAGGUUAGUCAAAUGGCAUUUUCUUAACUUUAUUAGAAUUUUUUUUUUAUGAAAAAUCAAUUUCACCCAUCAGAACAACUUAGUUGAACACUUGGAAAAUGCAAUUAAUAUAUACGAAAAUAUUUCUAAUAUUCUGGUUAUUUGUUUUCUGACGAAUGCUUAAGAAUAUCGAGCAAUGCAGGGAACAUGUUUACGUGAACAGUCUGCAUUCAUUUGGGUGUUCCAGGAAAAAAAAGGUCUUUAUUUGGGUUCCCCUAAUUUACAUGAAUAUAACUCCUUGCCCUGAAUAACAUUCAAUGUUUAUCACGGUGAUCAGCAGCAUUUUGGACGUUUUUAGGAGGUGAUUGUCUGCCCAUUGGGUAUCUCCGCUCUAAUCUGUAUAUCUCUCGUUUAUUUGGUUUAACCAUGUUGUGUUUGAUUGCUGAAAUAUCGCACCAAGGAUUUGAUGGCAUGGUUUUCGGGCGCUUUUGGGUUUUAAAUUAUUGGUGUUAAGAUCAAUAUCCAAAACUUUUGUUGAAAAUUAGAGGGAUUUCUGAAAAGCAAACUGUAGUCUUCUCUAGUGUUUAAUUUCGUUUAUCAAAAUUCAUUAGUCUCAUAUUCAUGCUUUUAUUUUCAUGCGUCUAGUGUUUUUUAGAAGCCUUUUGGUUUAUUUUUAUUUGUGUAUCUGCUCUUGGUUUUAGGCUUCUACAUUCAGUGUUGGCCAUUUUUGGAGCCAAUUGAAAUUGCCUCUUGUGGCUACUCUUUACAUUUUACGCGUCAGAAAAUUGUUAAUUAUUUUACACGUGUUCCUCAUCAGAAAAUCUACCAUAGCAUAAAAAUAACUUUUUUACCGGGAAAAGUAGGCAUGAUAUAAGGGGUUUAAAAACCAUUAUCGUUGAACAUUUUCGAGUAUUGUUGUUGCCAAUUUGACAAAAAGAAAUGUGACUACUUUCAGGACGAAAUUCUCACUCAAGAAAGUUAACCUCUGUGGUGAAUCUGAAAGACGUACCUUUUCCAAUUUCCUAUUAUACUUUGACCAAGGAGGAGUUAGAAGUGAAUGGAUAUUGCUUCACGUUGCCAGGUUUGUGAAUUGAUCGAAUCCUCUGUCCUCGUCGUUCCCUUGGUUGUUAUCCAUUGCUUUUUUUUAACAGUCUAGAUGUAGGUGUUGUCUCAACUACACCUGCUCCUGCAGGACGCCCAAUCUACCAGAUUCUGGCUGUUGAUUGUGAAAUGGUGAGUAUAAAUAACUCUCUUUUUUUAAACCUUAAAAUAAUCAUUCAAUUUAAUCACAAUGGAUGAGAAACUUUAUCAUAAGAGUCAGUAAUAUCAUACAUCUUUUCUAUGUCUCAGAUUUUUUUUCAACUUGGCGCAUAGAUAUACCACCAAUUGGGUAUUACACAGAGCACAUGUCAUGAUUUCUUCAUACUUCUGUUGGUGCAUAAGCAUACGGGAUAGUUACUUUGAUGGUUUAGAUUUGUAGGUAAUUGAUGGAUGAUGGUAAAUUUCAUAUAAAUCACUCAAUCAAAAAUCACGUGUCAUCCCAUCAAAUUAUUCAUGAUUUAUUAGGGACUCCUGAAUUUCUGAAAGAAGGAUGACCAGAAGACGAUGUCCCGACUUUAUUUCCUCAGGUAUUCCAAAUACUACCAUAGGAGCAGUUGGGUGGAUAGAGGGUACAGGGGCCUUGGGUUCAAUUCUUGGGGAAGUGAGUUGCAGAUAAAAUAGAUCUUACUCAGGCCUAGAAUGAAAUUAUUUAACUAUAGUCUGCUGUAUAUCUAUUUCUUCUUGCCACUGUGGCGUUGUGUGAAAAUGAUUUGUAUUCAUUUACUGGGAAAUAACCCCAUAUGUCACUUAUUUCUGUAACCUUUACUGAUAGAUUAUGAGGAUUAUGUGGAAAUUUUCGUGGUGAUUGUUCUAAAUUAUCGAAUUGUUCGUCUGAUUUGACAUUUUCUUCUAUUAUCAGUGUGUAACAAAAGAAGGUUUUGAGCUUGCUAGGAUUACAUUGGUUGACAUCAAAGGAGAGGUAUUCCCCAUUUUUUUCUUGAUUUAUUUUGCACAAGAGGACUGAAAUUUCUCAAUAUUUAUCUGUUUUUUACUCAAAAAGCUAAUGCGGGCAUAAUCUCUUUGCUGACUGUAGAUUGUGCUAGACAAACUGGUCAGACCUUCCAAUCCAAUCCUUGACUAUAAUACUAGGUACCAUUCAUAUCUCCCACAUUUGGUUCCGUGCAUUAUUAUUACGGGUAUUUUGGCAAGUCGCUCUAAAUUUGUGAAUGAACAAGAAUCAUUUAUAUAUUGGAAUGUAUAAGGUCAAUUGUGCAUAUGCAUGGUAAAAGUCAAUAUUAAUUUUCAAGAUUUUCCUUAUGUAAAAAGUAUUGUAUCAUAAUCUUUUACAACAAUUGGACAUUUACAACAAUCCACUUUUUCUAAAAUGGAUUGUCUAUAUAUGUUGUGAGUUGCUUCAAGAAAUGCCUUUUUUCGUUUCAAGUAAUAAUGAAUAUGUUCGUAUUGUGAACCCCAGGAACAUAUUCAUUCAGAAUUAUUAAAUUUAGACACCAGCUUACAUUCCAAAACAUCUAAAGCACAUCAGAAUGAUUAAAAUAAAAGUAAAAUGUAAAUACGAAGGCAGUGGGAUGUAUUAUAUAUCCCAUCAAUGUUGUCAUUGCAGCUGAUUUGGAACAACUGGGUGAUCGCUGACUUCAAACAUUUGGUUCACCUGCCCGGGUAUGGAGGUGAACUGACAGAAUAAGAUUUUAGUGGAUUUUUCUUCACAGGAAAGGCAUGGAAAUGUCGUUAUGGGCUUCCUUACUUACUGAGGAGCGAAGUUUCAGAUCCGAGGGAGACCGAGCAAAGGGGAUUGGAUUUCCUCCCUCCCUCCCUCCCUCCCCUUAUUCUCUCUCUCUCUCUCUCUCUCUCUCUCUCUCGCUCUCUCUCUCCCUCUCCCUCACACCCCUCUUAUAAUUAAAAAAGACGCUGGAAAUCAGCUGGUCUCACUCAGAUAGGCUGGCCAGGCUAGAUUGUUGUCACCAUGGGAAGAUGGAUGAUCUAUCCGCAGCUUACUAGGAGAAUAUGAUUACGCCUAUUAAUGGAAACCCUGUUAAACAGUGUAAUAUUUUUUGAAGGUCUGUGUUGCAAUUCCUAGUUGGGAUACAUACAAGAAUCUUCCUCAUUAAUGUUAGCGUUUGUGAAACAUCAUGAACUCUUUUGGAAGAAUUGACUGCUUGAUUAUAAUUUUUUAAAUGCAGAUUCAGUGGGAUCACAAGUGAGAUGUUGGAAAGUGUGACGACGACACUCGCUGAUAUUCAGGUGUUUGAACUUUCUGUCAACCUUUUCCCAGAAUUCUAAACUCAUGCGAAUCGUCUACCUAUGACUUCAGCCAGUACCAUGCCUGCAGUUAAUGGUGGCUCUGUUACCCUCAAUAGACUCGUGGUUGGCUUACCUAAAUUUCAAGUCAAAUCGGAGAUAGAUGCAGAAUAGAGAAAACAGAGAAGACAAAAUAUCUGUGCAUGUCCUCUAUAUUUCAAAAUUCUAUUUUUUCUGCUCUCCAUCUCUUCCUAAUAGCGUAACAACUGUCUGGGGACUUUUCUGCAAGCUGUUUACAGUAGAGCAACUCAAGUCGGUAGAGAUAAGUAGUAACAAUUUGGAAACCCUUUUUUAGUUAAUUUGUUGAUUCACGGCUAUACUCUCAAAAUUAGAUUUGAUUUGGUUGUUCCUGAUCCAAUACGCUGAUCAUCAUGUGUUAGUGUAUGAAUCCUUGCUGAGAUGUCUAGCUGUCUUAGCCAUGGGAUUGAAGACAUUCUAAGCGGAUACCAUUAUUUAUUUUAUUUUAUUUAAAUCCCCACUUGUUUACAAAGCUAAUAGUGAUUGUGGACCUUUUUUCAGGAAGAGUUCCUCAGGCUUGUACAUGAAGAAACUAUCCUCGUCGGACAUUCUUUAGAGAAUGACCUUUUAGCAUUAAGGAUAUCUCACAAGUCGGUAAUUGAUACAGCUGUUCUGUAUAAAAUACGUCCAGCACAUCACAAGACCGCAUUACGAGUACUAUCGAGAAAAUAUCUUUCUCGUCAGAUUCAGGAUUCCGAAAGUGGGCAUGACAGCGUUGAAGAUGCAAGAGCUGCAAUGGACCUAGCGAUUCUGAAAAUUAAACACGGUAAGGAUUGAUCAUAAUAUCAGAGUUUGGGUCUUUUUCCCUCAUUUGAUGCAAUAUCGUUUGGACAUGAACACAGUAAAUGAUCCCGAUCUAUGUCAGAUCAAGAAAUUCCUCUUACUUGAAGUCACAUAAGAAAUGUUCCUAUGGAAGUUUGUGGAGGGUGGAGUUCUAAAGAGUUCUAAGCUAUUUUGAAUUUCGACGAAUGGAUUAUCAUCUUGAAUAGCAUUAAAAUGAGGCUAUGCUUAUGUUGCCAUAUUAAUCUAGGCUCUUUGGUAAGGAAUCCAAUAAGCCGUUCUUCCUAUUUUCGCAUGCUAAUAUAUAUGAAAUGUGAAUCACCUAUUUGUGCAUACAUACAAUUGUUGUUUAUCAGUGAACGCUAUUUACAAAUUAAUAGCUGCCUUUUGAUAGGACCCGAAUUUGGCUCAGCUCCCCACUUUACGAAGAAGAAACUAGUAACAGUUCUACAUGAGAGUGGCAGAACUUGCUCGCUUAUUGAUGACACCUCGGUGGUAAAAAGAUAUUCAGAUGUCUCCUGCAAUGCAAUUCCCAUUACGUCAGAUAAUGAGGCCCUCUCAAGAGUUUUGAAAGAGGUCUGCAAAAGAGCCUCCUUCCCUACCAGUUUUCCCCCUGUAGAUUAGCCCCUUGGAGCUCGAAUACCAAUAAGAAGUCUGGUUUUCUACUGCAGGUGAAGAAGGAAAAGGUCGACUUUAUAUGGGCGCAGUUUUCAGGGUUGAAUUCAUACUUUAAGAAGCAAGCAGAAGAUGCCGAAGCCCUCAAUUCUCGAAUUGCAGAGGUGAUUUCAUCUCUGACCUGCAAAUCCUCUUCCCAGAGCGAUGUUCUUUGCAGCAUAAGCCAAGAGUUGAAGGGGAUGCUCAUGUGCAUGGACAAGAGGAUCGAAAGAUUAUAUGAGGCCCUGGCUGUUAAUUCUAUGCUCAUUAUUUCCACCGGACAUGGGGACACAGCUAUUGUCCAAAGGUAUGGAAAAUUGAUUGCAUUCAUCGUAUUUAUUAAGCCUUUAAUGUGACUUUCAUGACCUGCCACAUACUCGUGCUCUCUCGCUGUUAAUAUGAUACUAAUCCAACAUAAUUAUAGUUUUGUUCUUGGGAAAUCCGUAGAAGGUUUUGUUGCAAGCCCACUAACUCGCACAGAGAGUUACCUAUCAUUCAGUAACAUGAAUGCCGGGAUAUGCAUGCUGGCUUCGAGUAUGAGCAUAUUUUUAUUUAAAGAUUUAACGGUGCACAUAUAUUUUUUAUACUGUUUUAAUUACAGUCUGGUUGGUUAUUAAGCCCUUUUGGGAAAAAUGACAAGAUCCUUUUCUUCUUUUGAUAAAGAACAGUAUCUCCUGAGUCAACUCCUGAGUCAACUCUGAGUACAUUGAGGAUUUUCCCGUCUAUUGUCAACCCUUUUUUAGAAAAUCUUGGUUUGUGUUUGAAAACCAAAUUAUCUACUGUGACGUCUAGUUAGUGACUCUGUGUGUGUGUGUGAGAGAGAGAGGGAGGGAGAGAGAGAGAGAGAGAGAGCGAGAGAGAGAGAGAGAGAGAGAGAGAGAGAGAGAGAGAGAGAGAGAGAGAGAGAGAGAGAGGGGAAUGGAAGGUGACUUUCAUUUGACGUGGAAAUUCUGGCAUCUAUAUGCGGCAGGUUGCGAAGAAUGCUCGCAGGCUCCAGCGAGCUCUCCAUCAGCCGUGAGAAGAUCGUACAGGCCCUGGAAGAGCUGCAAGCAAGGGCCGAGGUGGGCCUCUGUUUUGUCUGCGUCAAGCAUUAG